Messenger RNA from Ilex paraguariensis (yerba mate), 600 nucleotides. Lineage: Eukaryota; Viridiplantae; Streptophyta; Magnoliopsida; Aquifoliales; Aquifoliaceae. The record is from the annotation of a GenBank genome assembly.
AUGAAACGUAAUCCUGAGAAUGAAGCAAGGCAACUAGAGCCUGAUCUACCUAGUAGAAAUUGGGAAGUACCACCACCACCAAAUGCACCGAUGGUGAAUGAGGAAAGACAAAACCUAGUUGAUCUAGGAGAGCCCGGGAAUAGACAAAUGAUAGUUUUGAAAGAAUUUAUGAAACAAUGUCCACCAAUAUUUCAAGGAAUGAUGAAGCUGUUGGAUGUGGAAAGCUAUCUCCGACAAGUAAAGAAAUUUAUGGAUGCAAUGAAAAUCCCANUUGUCAUUGCUUCGUUUAAGGUCAACCUAAUCUCGUGUGUAUUAAGUAAUCCUGAGAAUGAAGCAAGGCAACCAGAGCCUAAUCUACCUAGUAGAAAUUGGGAAGUACCACCACCACCAAAUGCACCGAUGGUGAAUGAGGAAAGACAAAACCUAGUUGAUCUAGGAGAGCCCGGGAAUAGACAAAUGAUAGUUUUGAAAGAAUUUAUGAAACAAUGUCCACCAAUAUUUCAAGGAAUGAUGAAGCUGUUGGAUGUGGAAAGCUAUCUCCGACAAGUAAAGAAAUUUAUGGAUGCAAUGAAAAUCCCAUCAACUUUGCGAGUAGCUUAA